AAUAACAGCAGCAAUUCUCCCUGACUGUGAUGAAAAAAAAGUGUAAAAGAAUAAAUAUUAAACCUACAUGUAAUCCACUGGCCUUCAUUUCCCAGUGAUACUGUAAGAGUACUGCAAGAGUGCAGUAACUUUUGACCAGAGUACAGUUGUCGGCACCAUUUCAGAUUCAUAAUCCUGCCUCUGGGAGGUGAUGACUUUCAGUCACAGCUGCAUUGUGUUUUGGAUAAGUGUAGUCCAGGGUGAGAUGUGGACAUUUUUGGCCCAAAUAAAAUAUGUCACAUAUUUUUUCAGGUGUUUUCAUUUACGGUGAUGAGAUUUUGUUUUUCCUGGAAAACUAUUUCCCUUAGCAAAAAUAUAGUAAAUAAAUUACCCAUGUGUUUCUCUGCAGAGCCAGUAUAUAAAUGCUGGCUGUAUAAGAAAGAGUAGAUCUAAAAAUAGAUAGGCAUGUGUGUUUGUGUGUUUGUGUGGAUAUAGCUGUGGGGACAUUUUUUGAUAAAUACUAUUAUUGCGGGGACACUUUGUCUUCAUGGGGACAUUUUGAAUGUCAGACUGGCAAGAGGUUAAAGGUGAAACCUGGAGUUAGGAUUAAGGGUUUAGAUUGCUUAUUAGCUAUACAUUAACUUCACUAGUUAGGUUAAACUAACUUAACUGUUUGUUAAGUUAGUUGGUUCUAUUAUAGGGCUAGAUAAGACAUAAACGUGUGUCCGUGUGUCCUUUUGUGUAUGUUUGUGUGUGUAUGUUUGUGCGUGCGUGUGUCAGGUGCUCCGUAAGUAGUCCGCUCGUCUUAUCUUGACCUACUUGAAUAACUUUUUGGUGUUUUUUCCUCUAAAUUUCGUGUAUCUUCCUCACUGCUGCACCCCUCUUAACCCCCCCCCCCCCUCUCUCUCUCUUCCGCUUUCUCUCUCUCUCUCCCACUCCCUCUCUCUCCCCUCUGGAGCUUAUCUCGGUGCGCAUCGUCAGCAUCAGUUUGAAGUCAAUCUGACAGCCGCUGCCUUGCCCACUUCUUUAUCCCGUCACUCUGGUGGUCACUCGGUCUCGUUUAAGAGGUUCAUCUCCGGACAAGUCAUCUUAACUUCACUCGGGACUGUGGGAGCGCGUCCGCCCGCUGCCUUCAACUUGCGGUAAAGAAAGACACGGGAAACUCCUCGGGAUUCUCCGCACACCCAGCUCUCAUCCGGACCUUCUGUUUUGCCUGGUAAAGUGCUUCACAAGGAGAAUUCUAAGGAGAUUUCUUACUCUUUCGUUCCUCAAGGAUGAAACAGCACGGCGGAUUUUUGUACUGAAACAGCUCCCACUUUCCAACUCCAUGCUCUACAAUGAACCAUGAGCCAAGGUUUUGAAGGCCUGUUUCUGUCAUCCUGUUGUGCAGUGAGGCAGUAAGCUCACGGUGGAUACAGCAUGCAUGUGUCGACGUAUCCCAUGAUGCAUUCUGCCUGUUCAAGCCUGCUGCUCCUUAGCCUCCUUGUCCUUGCCGAUGCUGACACACCCCCCAGAUUCUCAAGAACCCCAGAAGACCAAAUAGGAGUCCAGGGGGGCGUGGCUUCAUUUGUGUGCCAAGCCACAGGAGACCCACAGCCCAAGAUUGUCUGGAAUAAAAAGGGAAAAAAAGUCAGCAACCAGAGAUUCGAGGUAAUAGAGUUUGACGAUGGAUCUGGCUCUGUCCUGAGGAUCCAGCCACUGAGGACCCCCAGAGAUGAGGCUAUUUAUGAAUGUCAUGCCUCCAACUCUGCCGGAGAGAUCACGGCCACCACCAAACUAACAGUACUGAGAGAGGACCAGCUUCCCUCGGGGUUCCCCACCAUAGACAUGGGCCCCCAGCUGAAAGUGGUAGAGCGUUCCCGGACCGCCACCAUGCUCUGUGCAGCUAGUGGCAACCCUGACCCAGAAAUUACCUGGUUCAAGGAUUUCCUGCCAGUCAACACUUCAAACAACAAUGGACGAAUCAAACAGCUCCGCUCAGAGUCCUUUGGUGGCACGCCCAUACGAGGUGCCCUUCAGAUCGAGAUGAGUGAGGAGUCAGACCAGGGGAAAUAUGAGUGUGUUGCCACCAACAGUGAUGGAACACGCUAUUCCACUCCAGCAAACCUCUAUGUCAGAGAGCUGCGAGAAGUGCGACGAGUCCCUCCUCGCUUCUCCAUCCCACCAGCGGACAGUGAGAUCAUGCCAGGGGGCAGCGUCAACAUCACCUGCGUGGCAGUGGGGUCACCCAUGCCUUAUGUGAAAUGGAUGCUGGGAGCUGAAGACCUCACGCCUGAAGAUGACAUGCCAAUCGGCCGUAACGUUCUGGAGCUGACGGACAUACGACAGUCCAACAACUACACCUGUGUGGCCAUGUCAACGCUUGGUGUGAUCGAGGCAGUGGCACAGAUUAUUGUGAAAGCUCUGCCUAAAGCUCCUGGCAUCCCUGUGGUCACAGAGAGAACUGCAACAAGCAUCACACUCACCUGGGACUCUGGGAACCCAGAACCUGUCUCCUACUAUGUUAUACAGCACCGUGCCAAAGGCUCAGAUGAUCCUUACAAGGAGAUUGAUGGCAUUGCUACAACUCGCUACAGCGUGGGGGGCCUCAGCCCUUACUCCCACUACGACUUUCGAGUGGCGGCAGUAAACACCAUUGGCCAGGGCCCAUCCAGUGAUGCGGUGGAGGCUCGCACGGCGGAGCAGGCUCCCUCGUCACCACCACGUCAGGUCAGAGGUCGUAUGCUGAGCACGACAACGGCAAUCAUCCACUGGGAUGAACCAGAAGAACCAAACGGUCAGGUGGUUGGUUACAGAGUGUACUACACCUCAGACAACAUGCUGCCAGUCAACCAGUGGGAAAAGCAAAUGGUGCGCAGUGCCAACUUCAUCACUAUCCAGAGCUUAACUCCUAAUAAGACCUAUUACAUCAGAGUGCUGGCCUUCACCUCUGUAGGAGAUGGACCUCUGUCCCAGGACUUACAGAUCAUCGCUAAGACCGGAGUUCCGUCUCAGCCUUCAGAGUUUAAGGGUGAGGCCAAGUCUGAAACCAGUAUCCUGCUCUCUUGGGUCGCACCACCACAAGGCGGUCCCGACAACCAGAUCACAGGAUAUGAACUGGUCUACAGACGAGCUGGUGAAACAGAAGAGAAGAAGACAAGCUUCGAACCGACUACCUUCUACCUUUUGAAGGACUUAAAGGCCUUCUCCACUUAUACCUUCCAACUGGCUGCCAAAAGCAAACAUGGAAUUGGUGCAUAUACGAAUGAACUGUCCAUCAACACGCCACAGACCCUUCCUUCAGCACCUCCACAGGACAUCACAUGCACCAGCCCUAGUUCUACCAGCAUCCUGGUAAGUUGGGCUCCGCCUCCUCUGGAGUUUCAGAAUGGCAUCAUUACGGGAUACUCCAUCCAGUACUCUACUACAGAGGGCAACAGAACAUCCAAAAAAGUAGAUGGAAUUCCUCCGGAGAAUUCUUCCUAUCUCUUGGAAUACCUGGAAAAAUGGACUGAGUAUGUGAUAACUGUACGAGCACAGACCGAGGCUGGUGAUGGACCAGAAAGUUUGCAGCUGUUAAUCCGCACUGAGGAGGAUGUUCCAAGUGGUCCUCCACAAGGAGUUGAGGCAGAGACUGUGAACGCUUCGGCCAUUAGGGUGAAAUGGCGAGCACCAGUACCGGAACGACAGCACGGUCAAAUCAGAGGCUACCAGGUUCACUAUGUGAGGAUGAACUUUGGUGAACCACAGGGUCAGCCAGCCAUCAAGGACAUCCUCAUAGAGGACACACAGUGGGAAACCAACGAUUCAACUGAUUAUGAGGUGGUUCUUGGUGACCUGAAGGCAGACACUCCUUACUCUGUAUCAGUGGGCGCUUACACCGCCAAGGGAGAUGGUGCUCGCAGCAAACCUGUUACAGUCUGCACUUCUCUGCCAUUGCCUGAGAAGCCUGUUCUGACAGUGAGCCUCACUGAUGCAGGGAAUGUUCUUCUUCAGUGGUAUCCACCUCCAAAUCCACUCACCCCCCUGCUCGGGUAUCGCCUUACCUUUGGACGCACAGACGUCAUUCCCUUUACGGUGGUGGAGUUUCCCAUGAAGGAAAAUCGCUACACAGCGAAUGACAUCCACAAGGGAGCAAUUUACAUCUUCCGACUCUCUGCCUGUAACAAAAUGGGAUUCGGGGAGGAGGCAGUAAAGGAGGUGACAACUCCAGAGGAUGCCCCAAGUGGAUUCCCAGAAAACAUAUACUCUGAAGAGACGUCUGCCACCUCACUGCUGCUGUCGUGGAAGUCAGUCCCACUAAUGGAGCAAAAUGGAAAAAUCACCAAGUACUCGGUGCUCUAUAAGGAUGUAAACAGUCGAGGGAACUCCUCAGAAGUUGUUGUGCCACAUCCACAGACAAGUGUUCUGUUGGAGGGUCUGAGUGCUGAUACUGUGUAUGAUGUCAGGGUGCGUGCGUUCUCAGUUGUUGGUCCCGGGCCGUACAGCCCUAGUAUCCAGUUUAGGACACAGCGUCUAGACCAAGUUUUUGCAACCAACUUCAGAGUGAAAGCGGCGAUGAAGAACUCUGUGCUGCUGUCGUGGGAGAUCAGAGACAAAAACCCAGCUCAGCCCUUCACUAUCUUGUAUGGAAGAGGCCAGUCUGUGGAGGUGGAUGGGAAGCAGACUCAGAAGCUCAUCACUGGCCUGGAGCCAGACACUCUGUAUUCAUUUCUGCUCACUAAUCGGGCCAACAGCGCUGGAGGCCUGCAGCACCGCGUCACAGCCACCACUGCUCCAGACAUCCUGAAGACCAAACCCACUGUGGUGGGAAAAACCAACGCAGAUGGCAUGGUGACUGUUCAGCUACCAACCGUGCAGACCACCUCCAAAGUCAGGGGUUUCUACGUGGUGGUGGUGCCGCUGAAGAAGCAGAGAGGGAAAUUCCUCAAUCAGUGGGAGGAUCCUGACCAGAUGAACCUGGAUGAGCUCCUGAAAGACAUCAACAGGACAAGCGUCAGUCGGUCCCUUCGCAUCCGCAGGCAGGCAGCCCAGUCAGAUUCUAGGGCUUACGUCAGCGCUCACUUCAAGACCCUGCCACUGGAGUUUACUCUCGGUGACGGGCAAACCCAUGGCGGCUUCCGUAACCGCGCACUGCAGAAUGGACAGGAGUAUGUCUUCUUUGUCCUUGCGCUGCUUGAUCUCUCUGAAAAUACCAUGUUUUCAACAAGCCCUUACUCUGACCCCGUGACCUCAUUGGAUGUGGAUCCCAAACCGAUAGUAGAUGAAGAGGAAGGGCUGCUGUGGGUGGUGGGGCCUGUGUUGGCUGUCAUCUUCAUCGUCUGCAUUGUCAUCGCCAUUCUGCUCUUCAAGAGCAAACCUGACAGGAAAAGAGCUGAGGCUGAGGGCAGGAAGGGCAGCUUUCCCUGCAGCAAAGCCAUGUCAUCCCACCAUCCCACUGAUCCCGUGGAGCUGCGUCGGAUUAACUUCCAGACUCCAGGCAUGGCCAGUCACCCUCCCGUCUCCAUCUCUGAAAUGGCAGAUCACAUUGAGCGCCUCAAGGCAAAUGACAAUCUCAAGUUCUCCCAGGAGUACGAGUCCAUUGACCCUGGUCAGCAGUUCACAUGGGAGAACUCCAACUUGGAGGUCAACAAACCAAAGAACCGCUACGCUAACGUCAUCGCCUAUGAUCACUCCAGGGUUAUACUCUCCAGCAUAGACGGCGUCCCAGGUAGUGACUACAUCAAUGCCAACUAUGUCGAUGGCUACCGCCGUCAAAACGCAUAUAUCGCAACUCAGGGUUCCCUUCCUGAGACCUUUGGAGAUUUCUGGAGAAUGGUCUGGGAGCAGCACACGGCCAACAUUAUUAUGAUGACCAAGCUGGAGGAAAAGUCACGGGUGAAGUGUGACCAGUACUGGCCAACACGGGGCACGGAGACGUACGGCCUCAUUCAGGUCACUCUGCUGGACACAGUGGAGCUGGCCACCUACUCUGUCAGAACAUUUGCUCUGUACAAGAGUGGCUCAAACGAGAAGCGAGAAGUUCGUCACUUCCAGUUUACAGCCUGGCCGGACCACGGCGUACCUGAACACCCAACACCGUUCCUGGCCUUCCUCCGUAGGGUCAAGGCCUGUAACCCCCCAGAUGCAGGACCUAUGGUUGUCCACUGCAGUGCGGGAGUUGGUCGCACCGGCUGCUUCAUCGUGAUCGAUGCUAUGACAGAGCGCAUCAAGCAUGAAAAAACCAUCGACAUCUACGGUCACGUCACACUGAUGCGUUCCCAGAGGAACUACAUGGUUCAGACGGAGGACCAGUACAUUUUCAUUCACGAUGCACUGCUGGAGGCGGUGACCUGCGGAAAUACUGAGGUCCCAGCGAGGAACCUGUUCUCCUACAUCCAGAGGCUAACGCAAAUUGAGCCGGGAGAGAACGUUACCGGCAUGGAGGUGGAGUUCAAGCGUCUGGCCAGUGCCAAGGCUCACACAUCGAGGUUUGUGAGUGCCAACAUGCCGUGUAACAAGUUUAAAAACCGGCUGGUGAACAUCAUGCCCUACGAGACCACACGUGUGUGUCUGCAGCCAAUCAGAGGAGUGGAAGGGUCUGACUACAUCAACGCCAGCUUUAUAGAUGGAUACAGGCAGCAGAAGGCCUACAUUGCCACACAAGGCCCACUGGCUGAAACCACAGAGGACUACUGGAGGAUGCUGUGGGAACACAAUUCCACCAUAGUUGUCAUGUUAACCAAACUGAGAGAGAUGGGACGGGAGAAGUGUCAUCAGUACUGGCCUGCGGAGCGCUCAGCCAGGUACCAGUACUUUGUGGUGGAUCCCAUGGCUGAGUACAACAUGCCUCAGUACAUCCUUCGAGAGUUCAAAGUCACUGAUGCCAGGGAUGGACAAUCACGGACAGUUCGUCAGUUUCAGUUCACUGACUGGCCAGAGCAAGGCGUGCCAAAGUCAGGGGAGGGAUUCAUUGAUUUUAUUGGCCAGGUCCAUAAAACAAAAGAACAGUUUGGUCAGGAUGGACCAAUCACGGUGCACUGCAGUGCUGGAGUCGGAAGGACCGGUGUCUUCAUCACCCUCAGCAUUGUGUUGGAAAGAAUGAGGUACGAGGGCGUGGUGGACAUCUUCCAGACGGUCAAAAUGCUACGUACCCAGAGACCUGCCAUCGUUCAGACUGAGGACCAGUACCAGUUCUGUUACCGGGCCAGUCUGGAAUACCUGGGAAGCUUCGAUCACUAUGCAACAUAAAGCCAGUGGCCGUCUCUCAUCCCACAUCCCACCCUAGUGCACUGUUCUUAGAUCACCUACUGGUCUCCAGUAUUACUGCAUUAGGCUGAGAUGUCUCUUGGAAGAUUGGGCCACCACCUGCAGAGUGAAAGGGACCAUCGGCUUAUCACGUACCCACAAACAGCACCUCUAACUGAGCCAUAGCCAACUGCAAGACAAGGGUGUUUCCUUUCAUCCUCACUCCAAAUGCACCCAUUGGUCAGUCUGAAGAUAAAACUUCAACCGAUGAUCCAAUCAGAGAACUUGACCCCAUCCAGAUUUUUAUUCAGUUAGUGCUUUUGUGAGCACCCAGAUUGCUUUACUUCGUUAGGGUGUGGAACUCUCACCUUGUUCACCACCAGUGUAGCAUCACCAAUGAAAAAAAAAACAGAAACCAGCUACAGUAUUUAGCUGUCACGGGAAGUUUUUUUUUAAAUUAUUUUAAGGAUUGUCUGGAAGAAGACAACAAAUCCUUGUGGACUUAAAGAACUGGGACUUUUGAGCACCACAGAUUUGCCAACAGGAGACUGAAUAAACACACACACACAGCACACAGUGUUAAAGAAGACCAAGAACACACUCCAAAAAGGACACUUUGUUUGUGUUUUGUUCUGUUUUGUUUUAUAAACAGACACAUUCUGCUGUUUGAAAAACACAAUUCUUCUUCCUUAUAAUGACAAAAGCCACCAGUUUAACCUUUUGCUUCUUGAUUUAAGAUGUGAGGAUUUAAAGAGAGGUUUAAAAUAUAUACUAUAAAGUAAGACAUUCAUUUAGUUUUCUAUAAAAAAAUACUGAUUUUAUCUUCUAUCCAUAUAGCAUGUUCUGUUACAGACUGAUGACUUUGUCCCCACUGAGCAUCCGAGGCAAAGUUGUUACUUUCCGAACCGUAGCUUUUCCUCAGUGGUUUGAUAAACAGCACUGUUUUGAAGUGUACAAUCAAACCUAGUGUGGGAAAAGUUCAGGAAGUUAUGAAGAGUAAAUCUCCUAUAUAGUUUAACCACUCUCUCUCCUUUUGAAUAAACACAUGCAUGAGUCGUAGCCUCAACCCUACUUAACCUCCAAGCCGAGCGCGACCUUUAUGUUCUCGAAUCUAACUCCUCGAAUCCCUGAGUGCUACAGUGUUAACCUCACUGCUAACAGCCCUGAAGAAAACACCUGUCACCACAGAACACACCACCACAAAAGAGUGCUAACAAAGAAAAUCGACUUAUGUGUCCAAAUAACAAAGCUAUUUCAAACAGAGAGCGAGAAGUGGAUGUAAAAUAAAGGGGUGUGAAGGAGGACGGGGGAGGAACAGUUUUUUUUUUUCUUACUGGAAUGCUCACCUAUGACUUCUCUCCGUCUACUUUCCUGUGCAAUAAUUAGAUGUAUAUUAUAUUUUUUGUUUGUGUCGAAUCACUAACAGCAGUUUUAUGCUAUGGAGAUGAUUCCGAUGACGGCACAAACAUGGAUGUUACGCUUGAUCAUGUUCCCAUCAACACACCAUGUGUCCACCCGCGGAAUGACUGCUGACCUCAUAACAACGUUCGUCUUUUGUCCGUGUCACCCACCCUGCUCGAUGAUGUCACCCAUCCGUGUGUCAAGGCAACCAAUGAAUGAUCCGACUCACUUCUCGAACAGCAUCUAAUAAGUAUUUUAAUUUUAGAUUUCUAGUGCCUUAUAUUACACGCCUAUUUUGAUAAUUACUUUUAAGGGUUUUAUGUGUAAUUUCAAGUGUGCACGGUUGGAAGUGUGUGUACUGAAUGUCUGUGUAAUUUUUUUGUUUAUGUUACUAUAUAUAUAUAUAUAUAAAACAUAACUUUUUUUUUUCAGCUGUGAAACUUUGUAUGGAAGGCGAUAUGUUGGCUUGACACUUGGACUGAUAAAUUCUAAUCCAGGAACUAUAAUCCAGGAAUUACAGUAUAUAGAAUUUUAAAUGUUAUUUGAGAUGGGAUCUGAUGAGAAACAGUAAUAAUACCUAAAAGAAAUAGGUUGAUAUCAGAAUGUGUGAUUAUGCUGGUAUAAAAAAAACAUUUCAGAAGUCAUCACCUCAGUAUUUUCUCUUUCCAGGACUAAGCUUUAUGAAGAGGAGCAGUAUACAAGUUCUAGCCAUCUUAAGACAAACAGCACAGGCUGUUUGUGUAAUCCGUAAUCAGUAAUCUGACCUGACACCAUGAACACAAAAUCUGUCUAAUUUAAUCAUUUUGUUUUCUUUCAUACAAGCUGUGUUAUAUUUUUUUUGUUUUGUUUUACCAACAGACGCUGAGAGAAGUUCUACGUCUAACACAUUCAUCCUAACCCGUCUGUGUUUCGUAUCUAAGUUAACACUUUAUUAUAUACAACGUUUCGGUGGACCUCCAGCGGAUCUCUGUAACCCUCGCUGUCAUUAAAGUAUGCAUGGUACCACUUUGGAGAUGGCCCUUUGGUCACACCUGUAAUGGGAAGACUUGCACUUUCUCUCUUUUUACUAUGCACUACACACUCGUACCCUGUUCUCACCUUUAGACCCCCGUCCACCUCCAAAAGCAGUUUUACUUGAACUCAGUAAAAUGUAAAAUGGACCCUGUAACGCUCACACGGUUGUGUAUAUGUAAAUAACACCAAAAUACACAAGUAAUAAAAUGCACAUUUGCAUUUACAUGAAUAGAUAAAUAAUAAAUAAUUUAUUAAGUGACUGAACGUGAUCAGCUAUAGAGAGUGAUAUCAUAAAUGGAUGCACCUGAUAUACAGUUUUAACGACACAGUGGUGCCGCGGGCAAUACAUCACAGUGUGGAUUUGUUAAAAGUUUCACAGCAAAGUGUUCUAUUUUACCCCCCAAAUGUAUCUAGUAGAUGGAUAAAACUGGAGUUUAUAAAUUGUAUAAAAUAAAAAAAUAAAAAACAAA
Molecule: messenger RNA, 10070 nt
Organism: Cynoglossus semilaevis (tongue sole)
Lineage: Eukaryota; Metazoa; Chordata; Actinopteri; Pleuronectiformes; Cynoglossidae
Gene: ptprdb
Product: protein tyrosine phosphatase receptor type Db
Exons: 44
Coding region: 1399-7188 (1929 amino acids)
Biological process (GO): protein dephosphorylation
Molecular function (GO): protein binding; protein tyrosine phosphatase activity
Source: RefSeq, a predicted model, not a curated record